Molecule: messenger RNA, 4888 nt
Organism: Dromiciops gliroides (monito del monte)
Lineage: Eukaryota; Metazoa; Chordata; Mammalia; Microbiotheria; Microbiotheriidae
Gene: ARFRP1
Product: ADP ribosylation factor related protein 1
Exons: 8
Biological process (GO): Golgi to plasma membrane protein transport; intracellular protein transport; protein localization to organelle
Cellular component (GO): Golgi apparatus
Molecular function (GO): GTPase activity; GTP binding
Source: RefSeq, a predicted model, not a curated record
AUGCCGUAUUUCUUGCUAGAGAGGCCUCCAACAGCUCCUCGAUUCCUUCACUGGGUCGCCACGAACCAACCGGAACUCCCUCCCUAGCUUCUGCCGUCCGCCGGAAGUGUCUGCGUGGUUGGGGCUGACAAGUCUACCGCCCGUAGUCCUGUGGUGCCUGCUGGGAUUCGUAGUUUCUAAAAGGCCUCUCCCUUCUCCAAGAGGAGCAGGAUGUAUACACUCCUGUCAGGGCUUUAUAAAUACAUGUUCCGGAGAGAUGAAUACUGCAUCCUAAUCCUGGGGCUGGACAAUGCAGGAAAGACGACUUUCCUGGAGCAAACGAAAACCCGAUUCAACAGAAACUACAAAGGGAUGAGUUUAUCCAAAAUCACCACUACAGUGGGCCUGAAUAUUGGUACUAUUGAUGUGGGCAAAGCUCGCCUUAUGUUCUGGGAUUUAGGAGGGCAAGAGGAAUUACAGUCUCUCUGGGACAAGUAUUAUGCUGAAUCCCAUGGGGUCAUCUAUGUCAUUGAUUCAACUGAUGAGGAGCGACUCUCAGAAACCAAGAGAGCAUUUGAGAAAAUGAUCACCAGUGAAGCCCUGGAGGGGGUCCCUAUCUUGGUCCUGGCCAAUAAGCAGGAUGUAGAGACCUGCUUAUCCAUUCCUGACAUCAAGACUGCCUUCAGUGACUGCAUUAAUAAAAUUGGAAAGAGAGACUGCUUGACACAGGCUUGCUCAGCUCUCACAGGCAAAGGGGUGAAUGAGGGCAUCGAGUGGAUGGUGAAGUGUGUCAUGAGGAAUAUCCACCGCCCUCCACAGCAGAAGGACAUCACGUAAGGCCGGAGCACCACCGCUGCUGUGCUUGGACAGCUGCCCCCAGCGCAGAUUCCACCUACCCUCCUUUUCCAGGGAACAGGGCCCAGGACCUUGUCAUCGAUUGGAUUCUUUUCAUUUGGAUUUUUGAUUUUGUUUUUGUUUUUCCUAAGACAAACUUUUAUCUCCAUCCAGAAAGAAGUCAUCUUGAGGAUUCUACCUGGGGGUUGGAGAGGGCAAAAGGGAUGGUGUUGGGGGAGAGUUUCUCUGUGACCAAACACAAGACCCUUCUGAAUGGGGAAUGGUAGGACCAACACCUCACUUGGAACACAGGAACUGUCAGGUGUCAUGAGUGACUUUAUCCACACCAUCAUGAGGUGUGGCUGUAUCCUCUUCAGUUGCUCAGGGGAGCUGGUGGAGUAUUUUUGGUUAGUAAUCUAAAUUUAGUCCUUCAUUUCUUAAGACCAAACGUGAAAAACUGGCAUGUAAGGCAGUGGUUUUCAUCUGCCCUGAAGUGAAGCUCUAGUUUUCUUGGGUUUAUUUGGCUGAGUUGUAGCCAGAGCUGCUUAGCCUUUGGCUCUAAAUCCUCGUUUUUCCCCAUAACUUCCCCAUUGGCCCUUUCCUGGGGGUAUUGGCCUGCACUUGGUUCCCCAGCCUCUCAUAGGAUGAUGAGUAGUCAACAUUUUCAUCAAGAGCAGGUAGAGGUAACCCUAGUGACAAGGCCCCAUCUGCUUGAGGUAACAUGUUUUUGCUGCCCAGAGCAGCUGCACCAGGCGAUAUGUAAAAAAGGGGCUCCAAGGAAAAAGUUGGAGACUGAGCCAAAACAGUUCCCUUGACACUUCUUUGCAGCUGCUUUUCCGGCAGAUAUCACUCACUUGCCUCUGACAACAUUCGCCUCUAAAUCCUGCUUUGACUUCUGGGGCCCCUGCCCUGGGGUCCGGAAUAGGUAGUUGAAAUAACUUGUUCAAACCUGGCCCAGGCCCAGACUCAUAAACCAUAAGUGGCUAUGGGGUUUUCCAGGAGUUGUGGGUGUUAUUCAGGAGCAACCUUGGCUGUUUCCACAGAGAAAUCAGCUCCAGAUAAUUCAGGACAUUGGCCAGAUUGCAUUGUUGCUCACAGCAGAGGCAGAGAGAGAGAGGAAAUCCUUCCGAGAGUUUCAUAGAAACCUUAGCUUUCCAUCCUAACCAGCUGACUGGCCUCGAGUGUCUGUCACAGUUUAUCUUCUUAAGACCUGAAGCAGCUGAGGAUGGGUAGCGCCAAAUAGAAUCAGCCUAGGUUGGCCAGCCUCCCUGUCUUCCUAUUGCUAAAGCUUUUCUCAUUCUGAGGCAUUUGACUUUAGAGGCUCUUUUUUGUUUGUUUUCUGUUUUGGGUUUUUUUGGUUUUUCUUUUCCUUAGAGGUUCUUGUAAGAGGACUUGGGCAGCUAGCUGGUGGCAUAAGAGCUGAUCAUUUAUAGAUCCACUUGCCUAGAACUUGUGACAGAACCCCACAGCUGCCCUUCUCUCCCACUUCCAAGCCCAACUGAGAAGCCAAACACUCCACUGUCAUUCUUACUACCUGCCAUUUGUUUUGGUUACUGCAGAAUUUUGACAGUGCCUGUAGGGAAGUGGAAGGGAGGGAGGAACUUGGGGAGGAAUUUUUCUUCUUUCUUAGACUGAACUUAUGUGAAGAGAGAAGAUGAGCAAGUAGCAUAGUGCUCUUGGUGGCCUUCGUUAAAGCUGAUUUUAGUCUCCCCAAAAGGGGCAAAAAGAGGACUAAUGUAGGAAAGCCAAGGGGGCUAUAGACUCUUGCUUCCUACUUUGUGGGAUCUGUUUGCCUCUCUAGCUUGCAUGCUUAGUUAUGCCUUAGGCUGGGUCGGUAUUAUGCUCUGGGUAGGUUUCAGGCAACAUUUUCCCAUUACUUUUUUUUUUUUUUAGUGAGGCAAUUGGGGUUAAGUGACUUGCCCAGGGUCAUACAGCUAGUAAGUGUGUGUUAAGUGUCUGAGGCCUGAUUCGAAUUUAGGUACUCCUGACUCCAGGGCCGGUGCUCUAUCCACUGUGCCACCUAGCUGCCCUUCCCAUUAUUUAUUCUGCUACAUGGAGACCAUUUAUGGGGUAUAAAGUAAAGGGAUAGGCAUUGACCUAGGACAUGGCCUUGGCCACAGUGGACCUGUUGGGCAGUCUACAAGCUAGGCAUGAAGUUUGUCUGCAAGUAGGCCAAUCCAAACCCCAUUCUACUGUGCAUUACCAACGAGGGUAAUGUUUCUCUUGUGGCUUAAUGCCUUUAGAAUCCAGCACAAGAUAAGCUUCAGUCUGUAUCCUUCUUUACCUUUAAUUUACAAACAUUAGUGUAUAGAGUCAGGAAGAGGCAAAUUUUACCCGCCUUGAUAAUAUUUGAGUUUGAGGAUUUUCAAUGGAACAUUUCCCUCCAGUCCUGAUGCUAAUUGAAUGAUCAAUGUACCUGCCAUUUCUUGAACUGAGGCAGAGGAAAAGAAACCUGGUUCUGAGAUCCUCUAGCAUCCCUGAGUGACCUUGGACAAAUUCCCUCUGAUAGAAGGUUUCCCUAACUCAUAGAUGGGUUUAAGGUCUGGCCCAGGGAGGGCCAGGUAUCUGUUACUUCUUUGCAGAUUGGUGGUGAGAGAGUUAAUGGUUACUGAGAGCUUUGAGAUCCUGAGGGAGGAGAAAGCUGUCCAAAUUUUAAGCAAGCACAGUCUUAAAAAAAACCAAAGUAGGAUUUGCUUUUAUCUUUCCUUUGAGGGAGGAGUUCGGCAUACUUCAUGUUUGUCUUUAGGUCAUGUUUGCCCCUGCAGGAACAUCGUGUUCUUCAUGUUACGUGGUAACAAGAGAAUAUGUUUGUGCAGAAAUCCCCUUUGUAAAUAGAUCUGGCAGUGUUAAAUAUGCUGCCUCCCUUCUUUCUUGGACAGUGAGCCCUGGGUGAAUUGGGAGCGAAUGGAAUAGAAAAUGUGCUGUGGAGCUGUGGUCCAUCAGUAAGAAGCAAGGCCAAAGCUUUAGUUGAGGUUAGAGAUCUGUGAAGCACUCUAUCUGCUCUGUCCUCCAAACUCUAAAUCCUGCUACUCCAGAGGUGAUCCAGAGGAUUCCUGUAGAUUUGGCUCCUAUAGCCAGCCUGAUAGUGUGGUCUGGCCCAGCAGCUCCAGCUAGAUGUAGAUUAAAAGAGGGUCAGCUGGGCUUAGGAUCAGGCUUCAGAAUCAUGACUUAUCAAAGCCAGGGGAAAGUGCUUUUUACCUCUUUGUUUUGGCCAAAGAGAUGACAGUUUGAGGCUUGUCCUGGAGCCUGGCUGGGUAAAAAUUCUCAAUCUUCCUUCUACCAAAGUCUAAAUAUCCAUAUUUCCCAUUAAAUACCUCCUUGCUUUGGUGAAAUGAGGCUUGUGACUCAGUGAAGAAGCCUUGAAUUUUGCUGUUACUUUGGACUUGGGGUUCCCUAUAUCUAUCUGCAAUUCAGUUCAAUUCUAGUUUUCCCUCAAACAUCUUAGGAUACUCCUCUUUGCCACUCAUCCCAUCCCACUCCUUUAUUCUUGGACUGACGCAAACCAAGUAGCAACUCCAUAGCAUAAACAUCCUCUCUUCCUUUUGAAAUUCCAGCCUAGCCUUUGCAGCUGCUGAGUUGGAACACCCUGUCCCCUUUUUUGGUCCUGCUCUAAUUUAUGAAAGCUUGGGUCCUUUUUGAGUACCUGAUAGAGCCUCUUUGCCUUGAGGCCCUCACAGCCUUGUUCAUGGUUAUCCAGACAACUGUAAUGGACAGGGGAAAAUGGAAAAAUAUAUGAUCCAAGUAAUUUUGAGAACUUAGUGCUUUCACACAGCAGCCAGCUCUUGGCUUAGGGAUUGAGGGGUCAGUGAUGGUUCCCAAUUUGCUGAUAAUCAUUCCCCAGCAGUAUUCAGCAGAAGUUUGGCUGGAUGCUUAUUUGUCUAGCUUUAUUUUUGAAUGCUUGUGGUCACAGAACCAUAUUCUCCCUGCCCACUGACACCUUCAUCUGGACCAUUAGGCAGGCAGGGAUCUGGCCACUGAUUCUAGGGGCUUGAGACCACCACCAUCAAGGUGUACCAAUUGUCUUUAAUCCCCAGUGGUUUUAUGUGUUUGGAAAAAUAAAAAUCUGAUCAGGAAA